Argiope bruennichi is the source of this 2026-nucleotide messenger RNA. RefSeq lists its product as uncharacterized. The coding region runs from base 263 to 865 and encodes 200 amino acids. The record is from RefSeq and is a predicted model, not a curated record. The transcript has 5 exons. Lineage: Eukaryota; Metazoa; Arthropoda; Arachnida; Araneae; Araneidae.
UUGUUAGUAAACAUCGGAAAAAUUCUUGGUUGGUCUUGCGAACGCAAUUUAGAUAGUUUUCUUCCCUUUGAAAUUUUUUUUAACUAUUUAAAAGUAAAAAUGUAUUUAAUAUCGGAAUACAGUACGCUUUACCUGAGUUUUUUUAAUCUUUUGAUUGUGUCAGGUUUAUCAGUCUAUCGAAAGCGAACUGCCAACUUUAGCACGUGGGGUACUGUCAGUGAUUACAACAUUGAGACAGUAAUGAGAAACUCGCAUUUCAGCUAUGGCUAAUAUACACUGUCAGUUACUUUUUGCUACAAUUUUGUACGGUUUAGUGUUUGUGGGUAGUAUUAUAGUAAUUUCUUCUUUAGCUUAUGCAAAGUCUUCCAAUGACGGUAAAUGCUACCUGUAUAUCAGAAAAGACACCAAAGAACCUUCUGAAUUACCAUGUUCGAUAAUCAUAUAUUCAUCCGGUGCAGCUACAAUGUACGCUCUUGUGAUGGCUAUUUAUCAUGGAUAUGGAACCAUUGUUGCUUCAAGGGAAAGUCAUAUUGGGAGAACUAUGUGGGUUAUGCCAUGGCUGCUUAUUAAUUCUUUUGCUGUGGUCAUGAUAUUUAUUUGUGCCUGUGUAUACUCUAUUGGAUUUCAUAUAACUUGUUCAUUCGAUAAAGAAUUUGCGUUUACUGGCUGUGAAAAAUUUCCUGAUUAUAAGACAAAAUUUGUUUGCGAAAUAAGUGGUUGGAUAAAUCUCCUUUUAUGGAGUUGUCUAGUGGCCAUUGAAGGCGUCCGGUUAGCUAGAAAUCGACGUGCCAGAUCACGGGAAGUUUAUGUUGAUCCGAGUGCAUCAGAUGUUGUGAGCAUAGGAAAUAUAGUUCCAACUGCAUAACAGUAUUUAUUUCAUUUCUUAAGAAAUCUUUAGUUUGGUAUUAUUUUACUAUGUUAACGUCAAACUAGUCAAAAAUACUUUUAAACAACUUUCAUUCCUCAUAUCACAGAUUAUUAUACUGCAACGCAUAUUGGUUAUUAAUAACUAUAUUUUUCUAUUUCAUGUAAAUUACUAAUUAGUUUGUAGAAAUCUGAAAUCAAUUUAUUGUUGAUGUUGUAUUUAUAGUUAUAUAAAUUUUAGAAUAUUGUUGAAAUAUAAAAUUUAACUAUAUCCUAAAAUUAAUACUGUAUUAAAUAAGUAUUAUCUUCAAAGUAAAUUUAUCAUUUAAGGUGUCAAUAAUUGAUAAAUGACACUACAGUAAUAUUUUAUUAUUUGUAAAGUCAUUAAAUGAAUAGUAGUUGUUUCUCAUAAUAAAUGUUGGAAGUUUGUUUUUUAGAAUAAAGAAAAAAUUAGUAUUAAAAUCCCAAAUAUGAUUGAAUUUCAAUAUCAGAAGUAAAUUAGAGGCAAGAAAUGUAAUAUCAUACAACGAGCUUCUUCUCUAAUUUGACAUAGUUUGCUGUGAUAUUAGCCAACGAGUUUUUUUGUGCAUGCUUUUUUUAAUUGUAAAAGGAACUAUUUUUCCUGUUACAUGUAUUUACAUUAAAAUUAAGGUGCAAUGAUUUUUAUAUUAUUUAUCAUAUAAAGGGCAAGGCUUUUCUCUUUAUAUUUUUUUAUCACUUGACUAUGAUAUUCUAUAGGAAAAUUCAAGUAGGUAAUAUGGUUAUAUAAUUUAGAUGAAUCACAAAAAUAUCAAACUUCUAUUUACUAUUGCAUUAUAUGCUGUCGAUGAAAAGUCUGGAAUUUUCAGAGAGCAUAUAUAAUUUUACGAUUUAAAUGCAUGUUUUAUCUAAGUUUUUUUUAAAAAAAGGUUGCAGUAUUAUGUUCUGCAGACAGUGUUUUAUUUAGUGUUUAAUGGAAUUUUUAUAGAUGUAUGACUUUAAGGGAAACAUUCUUAAUUUCUUGGAGAACUUGGUGAUUUCAUUUUUUGAUGAGAUGUAAAACAUUUUUCCGGUGUGUAUUAAAUAUUUUGAAAUGCUUAAAAUUUUCUUCAGUUGUGUUUUAGUGUACCAAAGAUCAUUUGUAUUUUCAUUUACUGAUUAAUAAAAGUGUAUAUUCUUCUAA